This is a messenger RNA of Dama dama (fallow deer), 2120 nucleotides long. It is a transcript of the gene IL34, whose product is annotated as interleukin 34. Gene Ontology annotation, molecular function: cytokine activity; macrophage colony-stimulating factor receptor binding. Bases 956 to 1660 code for a protein of 234 amino acids. Lineage: Eukaryota; Metazoa; Chordata; Mammalia; Artiodactyla; Cervidae. The transcript has 9 exons. Gene Ontology annotation, biological process: positive regulation of cell population proliferation; positive regulation of protein phosphorylation; positive regulation of monocyte differentiation. The record is from RefSeq and is a predicted model, not a curated record.
CCCAUCAGUCGGGAAGCCUGGACUGUGGGCUGGGGGAAGCCACAGCCUUUCCCACCUGGCACCCAUUGCCCCCUGCCCUUGGUACCUGUUCCAAGCCCUGGAGCCCCUUAAAGCUGCCAGCGAAGCCCUAGAAGACUGUAUCUUGGUACUUGAACAGGGACAUUCCUGAAUUGGUAAAGAAGGGACUGGCUCAGCCUCUCCUGGCAGUUGAUCGGCUAUGCUGUGCCUAACCAGAAUUGAAAAGUCAGGAGACAGAGUUAGAAGAAGGUUGAGACUUUGAGGACCUCCCACCUGGCUCAGGACCCUGUGAUCAGGGAAGCGCCACGGGUGAGUCGGCCCAUCCAGCACGCUGUGGAGGAGCCAUGGAUGUCACAGUGGAGAAGACCCCCAGAUCACACAUGCUCUCCCCUCAUGCCAGCAGCCUGUGGCCAUUUCCCCAAUGGGGAGAAGGGAACAGGGUGGAACAGAGCUGAAUCAGAGGCUGAAUUUCAGAGCCGGCUCUGUCACUUGCCAACUCAGCGUCUCAGAGCCUCAGUUUCCUCAUCUGCAAAAUGGAUACAACAGCCCAUGCCUCACAGAGCCGGAGCCAGAUUUCACACUGAGCAGCUGCAGACGGAGAAAUCAGAGAAAGCACAAGCCAGCCACAGAUUCCAGGGCCUGCGGGAGACUCUCCUCCCACUCAGAAGGAAGACCCCGAGGUGACCGUCUCAGGCCAGGUCUUGCUGCCAUGGGACCCACGACCGCCGCCCACUGGCUGCCCUCCGCACUGCCGGGCAGAUAAGGGUGAGCCCUGCCCGGAGCACCUGCCAGCACCUGGCCACUCCCCUGAGGCCAGCCCUCCUCACUCCGGGCUCCCUCUGCUGACCUGAGGCCAUGUAGACCCUCCUCGGGCCUCUGUGAGCACACACACCUCUGGGGACGCACGUCUGUUCUCUGCGAGACCCAGCGCACCACCAUGCCCCAGGGAUUCGCCUGGCUGCGCUAUCUUGGGAUCCUCCUCGGCAUGGCCUUGGGAAACGAGGGCUUGGAGCCGUGGCCCUUGACCCAGAGCGACGAGUGCGCCGUCACUGGCUUCCUGCGGGACAAGCUGCAGUACCAGAGCCGCCUUCAGUACAUGAAACACUACUUCCCCAUCAACUACAGGGUCAGUGUGCCUUAUGAGGGGGUGCUCCGAACAGCCAACGUCACGAGGCUGCAGCGGGCCCGGGUGAGCCAGCAGGAGCUUCGGUAUCUGUGGGUCCUGGUGAGUCUCAGUGCUACUGAGUGGGUGCAGGAGGUGCUGCUCGAGGGCCACCCGUCCUGGAAGUACCUGGAGGAAGUGCACACGCUACUGCUGGACGUCAAGCAGGGCCUGCGGGGCGUGGAGGUCAGCCCCCAGGUGGAAGCAGUGUUGAACCUCCUGAGUGCGCCGGGAAGCCUGAAGCUGGUGCGGCCCAAAGCGCUGCUGGACAACUGCUUCCGGGUCAUGGAGCUGCUCUACUGCCCUUGCUGUAAAGAAAGCUCUGUGCUGAACUGGCAGGACUGUGAGGCACCUCAGCCUCAGCCUUGCAGCCCAGCCUCGGCACAGUCUGAGGCCGCCCAGCUGUACCCUCUGCCCCAGCCGCCCUCCACCUCCCUGCCCCGCGUCCUGGGGCCCUCGGCUGGCCCCCCUGCUCAGUGAAGCUGCUGAGGGCACAGGGCGAAGGCUUCCUGCCCGGAGGUGCCUAGGGUGACCUGGGGGGCAGCUGGUGGAGCCCCUGCAAGAGACGGACUGGGCCCGAGAUCUCGGGUGGUGGUGGGGAGCACCUCCUGGAGAGGAGGCCCCGAAGUGUUUUCCUUUGAGGACAGAGCCUGAGAAGCGUGCAGCUCCCCCUCCUGUGGUCUCGCCGGGAGCGGCGGGGUCCGGGGCACCUGAAGGUCGAUGAAGGCAGAGCCUCUGGCUGCUCCUGGCACUGUCCCCGAAGGCAGCGCCAACCCUCUCCUGAGUCAGGCGGUGGGAGCGGUACCAGGUGGGUGUGGGCGGCGCCCGGCUCAGCAAGGCCGGGGCGGGGGCAGCAAAGCUGGGACAAGGGCAUGGCCGCCAAAUGCCACGACUUGCCAUAGUUUCUUUUAUUUUUUCUAUUAAACACCGCUUUGUUUUG